UUAUUUGAAAUUUUUGUACUGAAUAGUAAAAAAAAAUCAGAGAAAAACAUGAAGUUUUCUAAAUGAUUGUUCAUUACAUUUUAUUUAAGUCAUUAUGAUAACUUAAAAUUGAAAUUAAAGAAGAAUGUAAUAAUAUGUCAACCACACCAUAUUUGCUAUAUCCAAUGCUGAUGAGGCUUUUUGCUCAGUACCAGGGCUUAUCAGGCCAGUUGGUGUAUGACAGACAUGGUGGUUGAGAUUGUUUUGGUGUGAACUAUAUUACAGUGAUAAACCGUAAUUUUUAUCAUUUUAUUUAAAUUACUACACAUCAGAAUUUGAUUAGUGAUAUUUAGUUACAUUACUUAUUUUAACAUCAGAGUGUUUAUUAUUAAUGUUAAUCGUUUACUUAUUUCAUUUGAAUUAACGUUACUCUUCAUUCAGAAGAACUUAUGAGCCAGUAAAUUAAUCUUUUUUUUUGGUUCUGGAGCUUGUCAAAUGACUACAGCAUCGAUGGAAGAAGACUACAUUAAUAAUUAUAAGAACAUUAUGAGUGAAAGUAAAGAUGAAUGUAUUCAUACAUCCAAACACAUUAUAUCUAUUAUAUCCAGUGUUGAAGAGGUCUCUUGCUUAUACCAGGGCUCAUCAGAUCAGCUAGGAUACAACAGACUUAAUAGUGGUCGAAACCAUUUACAUCAUCAGUUACGUGAACAACAACUGUUAUGGUGUGAGCUAUAUUUACAUCAUCAGUUACUUGAACAACAGCUGUUAUGGUGUGAGCUAUAUUUACAUCAUCAGUUACUUGAACAACUGUUAUGGUGUGAGCUAUACUUACAUCAUCAGUUACUUGAACAACAACUGUUAUUGUGUGAGCUAUAUUUACAUCAUCAGUUACUUGAACAACAACUGUUAUGGUGUGAGCUAGAUUUACAUCAUCAGUUACUUGACCAAGAACUGUUAUGGUGUGAGCUAGAUUUACAUCAUCAGUUACUUGAACAACUGUUAUGGUGUGAGCUAGAUUUACAUCAUCAGUUACUUGAACAACAACUGUUAUGGUGUGAGCUAGAUUUACAUCAGUUACUUGACCAACAACUGUUAUUGUGUGAGCUAUAUUUACAUCAUCAGUUAUUUGAACAACAACUGUUAUGGUGUGAGCUAGAUUUACAUCAUCAGUUACUUGACCAAGAACUGUUAUGGUGUGAGCUAGAUUUACAUCAGUUACUUGACCAACAACUGUUAUGGUGUGAGCUAUAUUUACAUCAUCAGUUACUUGACCAACAACUGUUAUGGUGUGAACUAUACUUACAUCAUCAGUUACUUGACCAACAACUGUUAUGGUGUGUACUAUACUUACAUCAUCAGUUACUUGAACAACAACUGUUGUAAUUUUUAUCAACUUAUCUAAGUCGUGUUAGUGACUGUUAAUUUGAUUUUAUAAAGUAUAUACAAUUAUUUGCUACUGUGUUUCAUCUUGUUGUUGU
Limulus polyphemus (Atlantic horseshoe crab) is the source of this 1457-nucleotide messenger RNA. Its product is annotated as zinc finger protein 853-like. The coding region runs from base 475 to 1362 and encodes 295 amino acids. The transcript has 2 exons. NCBI's taxonomy places the organism in Eukaryota, Metazoa, Arthropoda, Merostomata, Xiphosura, Limulidae. The record is from RefSeq and is a predicted model, not a curated record.